Messenger RNA from Neofelis nebulosa (Clouded leopard), 1189 nucleotides. RefSeq names its product serine protease 58-like. The coding region runs from base 356 to 1081 and encodes 241 amino acids. Gene Ontology annotation, molecular function: serine-type endopeptidase activity. NCBI's taxonomy places the organism in Eukaryota, Metazoa, Chordata, Mammalia, Carnivora, Felidae. Gene Ontology annotation, biological process: proteolysis. The transcript is spliced from 5 exons. The record is from RefSeq and is a predicted model, not a curated record.
CAGAGCACAAAGGGAGGGGGCUGUGGAAACACUGUGAGCCCUGACAUCUCUCAGAUUAGGUAUGUCUUCCCCUGAAAAGGAAAACAAAAAUGCUACAUUUCAAAUCCAUUCUCUACUGUGUCAGGGACCAAGACACCUGAUCUCAGUUCUUAUCUUUCUGAUACCCUGACACCAUCCUGACUGGUGGCCGCCUCUUCUGGAACUGAAUCCUGCCACCGGAAGAAUUCAGAUGAUAUAUUUGGAUGAUACACCCCUUCUUGCUGUGUCUUCCUUAGCCCUUUUCUGUCCCUCUUCUCCAUCCUUUCCAGAGACUCUGGGCUGAAACUCAUCCUUUGAAAAGGCUUUUGACCUCAAUAUGAAGUUUAUCCUCUUCUGGGCUCUCUUGAACCUGACUGUUGCCCUGGCUUUUGAUCCAGAUUACCUAACUGACAUCACUCCUCCAUACCUGGUCUACUUGAAAUCUGAUUACUUGCCCUGUGCUGGAGUUCUGGUUCACCCCUUAUGGGUGAUCACAGCUGCACACUGCAACUUACCAAAGCUUCAGGUUAUAUUGGGGAUUACAAAUCCAUCAAACUAUGAUGAGAAAGAUAUACAAGUAGUUGGCUAUGAGAAGAUGAUUCAUCAUCCACACUUCUCAGUCACUUCUAUUGAAUACGACCUGAUGUUAAUCAAGCUGAGAGAAAACAUUGAACUCAAUGACUAUGUGAAACUGGUCAGCCUGCCUGAGGAACCUGCCCCUGAAGAAGCCAUGUGCAUGGUCUCCACGUGGGCCUACAACCUAUGUGAUGCCUCCAAGGAUCCUGACUCACUGCAGAACGUGAACAUCUCCAUAAUCUCCAGGCGUGAGUGCCACAAUGCCUAUAAAACCUACAAGAUCCAGGAAGGUAUGCUGUGUUUAGGCAUUGUGCCAGGAAGGAGGCUGUCCUGCAAGGAAGUCACAGCUGCCCCAGCAGUCUGCAAUGGGGUCCUUCAAGGAAUAUUGGCUUUUGCAGAUGGAUGUGUUUUGAGAGCUGAUGUUGGCAUCUAUACCAAAAUCUUUAACUACAUGUCCUGGAUUAGAAACACAAUCAAAAACAACUGAGCUCCCAUGGCAGGAAUUCUGAUCAUGUGGCACAGCCUGUCCCUGUGUCCAGCCUCACAAUUAAACCUUGAGUAGAUGCCCUGGAUUUCAUCAGGCAUGCCUGUCUCA